Solea senegalensis (Senegalese sole) is the source of this 880-nucleotide messenger RNA. RefSeq names its product cysteine and glycine-rich protein 2 (gene csrp2). The record is from RefSeq and is a predicted model, not a curated record. Bases 117 to 698 code for a protein of 193 amino acids. Gene Ontology annotation, molecular function: actinin binding; structural constituent of muscle. The transcript has 6 exons. Gene Ontology annotation, biological process: muscle tissue development; sarcomere organization. Gene Ontology annotation, cellular component: Z disc; nucleus; cytoplasm. Lineage: Eukaryota; Metazoa; Chordata; Actinopteri; Pleuronectiformes; Soleidae.
UGUGACGUUUCAGGGUCAGUAAAGUACGAGUCACCGUGGACAGUUAUCGCGUUCAUCUGGAGCUAAAUAUUUCCACAUACGGAGAUAAAAAAAACAAAACCUGUAGGACAUACACCAUGCCAAACUGGGGUGGAGGCAACAAAUGCGCCGCAUGCUGUGGGACAGUUUACCAUGCUGAAGAGGUGCAGUGUGACGGAAAGAGUUUCCACAAGUGCUGUUUCCUCUGCAUGGUCUGCAGGAAGGGCUUAGACAGCACCACACUGGCUAUUCAUGACAAGGAGAUCUACUGCAAGUCAUGUUAUGGCAAGAAGUAUGGCCCAAAAGGCUAUGGAUAUGGACAGGGGGCGGGCACCCUCAACAUGGACAGAGGAGAGCGGCUGGGAAUCAAACCUGAAGAGACACAGACUCACAGACCCACCACCAACCCCAACCCGUCCAAAUUUGCCCAGAAGUUUGGAGGUGCAGAGAAAUGUGCUCGGUGCGAACAGUCGGUCUACGCAGCUGAAAAGAUCAUGGGCGCGGGCAAGCCGUGGCAUAAGAACUGCUUCCGCUGUGCAAAGUGUGGCAAGAGCCUGGAGUCGACUACGCAGACUGAGAAGGAAGGAGAAAUCUACUGCAAAGCGUGUUACGCCAAGAACUUCGGCCCCAAAGGGUUUGGAUAUGGCCAAGGAGCUGGUGCUCUGGUUCAUGCUCAGUGAUAGUUGACCUGGAAUCAGACCGUCUUCACUUGGACACAUUCCUCUGUGCUACUUUUAACUUCUUUUUCUUUUUUUACCUUAAAUGUUCAAAUGCAGAAACAAUUGCUCAAAAAACUCAUUUACAAACCAAACCACGACUUCACAUUUGACUGUAUUUUAUUAUUAAAGCCAUUAAAACUGAA